AUGGCUGACGCAGAUGAGAAGGCCAAGGCGGAGCGGCUGGCCGCAGCGAAGAAGCGGGCGAGUAACCCCUGUCCCCACCUCCCCACCCAAUAUCCGAGUCGGCGGCCGACGGCCAAAAAGGCCGGCGGCUCGUCAAAGAAGGCAACCGAGGAGGAAGCAGCCCCCAAGGAGAAGAGCGAGCCGCCGCCCGCAGAGGCCGCCGCCGAUGACGACGGCGGCGUCGUCAAGGAGGACGACGACGAGGCGGAGGAGGCGGCGGCGCAACCGUCGGCCGCUGAGCAGUCCAAGGCGCGCUCCCUCUCGUUCCGCAAGCAAUCCCUCUCGGCCGGCACCGUGCCCCCUCCCCUCCCCAGCCCCGGCCUGGGCGAGUCGGCACCCGAGAUCUACCGCAAAUACGUCACGCGCAUAGAGGAGCUCGAGAAGGAAAACAAGCGCCUGACCAAGGAGUCGGCCGACGCCGAGAAGCGCUGGCAAAAGGCCGAGGACGAGCUCGCCGACCUGCGCGACGGCGAGGGCGACGAUGCCGCCGCUGCCGGCAAGGGCGCGGGAGGGUCCGACGGCGAGGUCGAGAAACUCAAAGCCGAGAUUGCCUCCCUACAAAGGCAAAACGCCCAGCUCCAGGCUCGACGGCACGGGCACUCGCCCUCCAUCUCGGCUGGCACACCGCCGCAGGAGCUGACGGAACAGCUAGCGGCGCGCACGGCCACGAUCGAGACGAUGGAGCUCGAGAUGUCGCGGCUGCGGGCGCAGGUGGAGCGGCUGUCGUCAUCAGCCCCGGUGUCGGAGCAGGUGACAGCGCUGGAGGAGCGUGCGGCGCGAGCGGAGCGGGCGGCGGGACAGGCGCAGCGCGAGCUCGCGGACCUGAAGCGCAACCUAGAGCGGGCGUCGGAGAAGGCGGUGCGCGAGGGCAGCGAGCGGGCCAGCGCCGAGACCAAGGUGCGCUCACUCGAGCGCGAGGCGGCAGAGGCGGCCGAGCAGCGCGAUCGCGAGGCCAAGCGAGCCGAGGCGCUGGAGAAAAAGGCGACGACGCUGACGACGCUGCACAAGGAGCAGGAUGCACGGACUCAGGCGCUGCGGCGCGAGAAAGAGAAGGCCGAAAAAGACGCCACGACACUCCGGGAGCGGCUCGAGACGGCCGAGGCUGAGCUGCUCAAGCUCCGCAAGCGUGAGGCCAGGGAUUCGGGCGGCACCGACGACGACGCCGUCGACGAGCUCGAGGCCGAGGGGCGCGCGCCGCUCGAGGCCAAGAUCCGGCAGCUCGAGGCCGAGAACACGGAACUCAAGCGCGGCAUCUGGCAGGAGCGCCGCAGGGAGAUGCAGGUCGGACCCGACGGCGAGACCCUCUUCACCGAGGUGGAGCUGGGCAGCGCCGGGCCCCUCUCGCCCUCCCAGAGGCGGGGCCCGGGCGGUGGCAUCGGCGACUUCUUCGCCAGUGGCAUCAACGCGCUCACGGGCGCGGGCGGCGGCCACGUCCCGCACGCCGGGCCUGAGGAUGACAGCCUGCUCGAUGACGACGACGACUUUGAGUUUGACGAGGCGGCCUUCCGGCGGGCGCAGGAGGAGGACGCCAAGAAGCACCUCGAGCGCAUCAGGGAGACCAAGCGGGGGCUCAAGAACUGGGAGGGCUGGAGGCUCGACCUGGUCGACGACCGCAACGGGAGCGGCGGCGGGGAGGGGUACGGAGAGAUCUUCGAGGUCUGA
Molecule: messenger RNA, 1701 nt
Organism: Gaeumannomyces tritici R3-111a-1
Lineage: Eukaryota; Fungi; Ascomycota; Sordariomycetes; Magnaporthales; Magnaporthaceae
Exons: 3
Coding region: 1-1701 (566 amino acids)
Source: RefSeq, a predicted model, not a curated record